This is a messenger RNA of Corythoichthys intestinalis (scribbled pipefish), 5239 nucleotides long. It is a transcript of the gene sema3aa, whose product is annotated as sema domain, immunoglobulin domain (Ig), short basic domain, secreted, (semaphorin) 3Aa. The transcript has 16 exons. Gene Ontology annotation, molecular function: neuropilin binding; chemorepellent activity; semaphorin receptor binding. The record is from RefSeq and is a predicted model, not a curated record. Gene Ontology annotation, cellular component: glutamatergic synapse; plasma membrane; axon. NCBI's taxonomy places the organism in Eukaryota, Metazoa, Chordata, Actinopteri, Syngnathiformes, Syngnathidae. Gene Ontology annotation, biological process: negative regulation of axon extension involved in axon guidance; neural crest cell migration; negative chemotaxis. The coding region runs from base 1419 to 3995 and encodes 858 amino acids.
CCCGCUAAAGGCGUGUUGCAGCAGAUCGAUGCAGGUAGCCGGGCAGCCAUUAGCUGGGAUAAUGCGGACAGAUAGGAGAAGGCAGAGGUCGAUGGAUGGAGAGGACACUUUCAAAAUGUCUGUCUGCACAUCAACUUGUUUUGGGUAAACAGACAAAAAGGCUCGUUGGACUAAAAGGGUGAUGAGAUAUGAGGGGGUGGUGUAAAGCCACGUUACAAAGGAAAAUGCUGAAAGACCGCCUUAACCAAAACAGUUGCUUUUGUUGAUUUUAUUACCAAGUCAGGGGUUAUUUAAAAUUCAGAAAUGGUUUAUUCCGGCAGUGGCGGCGCUAGAACAUGAUGGUACCCCUAUCAGGGUGCUCAGUCCUAGAACUUUGUUUUCUUUACUCUUUCUUGUGGUGUGCCAGUUGACACAUCAGCACCCGUGUUUAUCAAAGCUUUUAUCACCUCAACACUGCAACCCAACCAUCUACCCCCAACACAUAGGGAGGAAGCAGGACAUACAUACACACGAGCGUACCAACCACCUGCAGGGAGAUUGCUAGUUGUUGGUUUUGCUGACCCUAUUCACUCAUGUGAAUGACUUUCCCAGACACUAAACCCAAACCAGGUUGAUUACCAGUAUGUGCAUCACUAAGAAAAACACUGGAAAGUAUAUUUGUCAAAUAUGACAAAUUACUGAGGUCAGUUUUCAUGUACAAACCUGUCCCAGGGUUUGCCAUCUUCUUUCCCUGCCUUUGGAGCGGACUCUAAAAAUAAAAUCUUUCUAAAAGAAAGCAGAGAUGUCGAGCAUGCUUUUGAAAAAAAAAAAAAAAACAAGGAAAUGUGGGCAGAUGAGACAACACGAUUCAUGUUAGUGUUUCAUCGUCGCUGUCAAGUUAUCCCGCCCCCGUCGCUCGCUCUCCUAUCUCUUGCUCGGCUCCCCUCCCCUAGCUCUCUCUCUUGUUCUCUCUCUGUCUUUCUCUCUCUCUCUCUCUCUCUCUCCAGCAGUCUGCUGGAUCUCCACGCCAGGAUUAGAGGGCUGCAGCCAGUGUCUGCUCACAAGGAAAUAGAAGACAGAGGGUGAAAAAAUGUCCGGAAUAUAAAACAGCAUUCCCUUGACAGAUUUUGGCAGUUCACCUCAUUCCUGUUUGUAGCACCUUAUUGCUAGGACCUCAGCUGGGUGGUGUAUUAACCACCACAGGGACUACCUUCUGGACCUCCAUACGGAGAGCCAUGUGAGCUGCACCCCACCUCACGCAGUCCAACACUCUUGAGCUGAAAGGAGCGCACCUUGGAUUCUUCCCCCUGGUUGGAUCCAACACUUUCCAGCGAGAGGGACUCUCGUCGCUCUGUCCCCCGGAGCUGCUCGUAUUGGGGCGCUGGUAGGGCUGUGAGUGCCCCCCUGGUCUGAAGGCCAGCUGGCAGCACUCCAGCACCAUGGAUUACCUGUUUGGUUUUGUGGUGCUGCUGUGUGGGGCGGUGCACCCGGGAAGAGGACUAGAACCCAAGCACAACGUACCUAGGCUAAAGCUGACAUACAAGGAGAUGUUGGACUCGAGUAACCUGGUGAGCUUCGCCGGGCUCGCCAACAGCUCGGGCUAUGACACGUUCCUGCUGGACGAGGAACGAGGGAGGCUCCUGGUCGGCGCCGAGGACCACAUUUUCUCCUUCGACCUCGUCAACAUCAACAGAGAUCACAAACAGAUCGCGUGGCCUGCCACUCCCGCCAAACGGGACGAGUGCAAGUGGGCGGGGAAAGACCUCGGGAAAGAGUGUUCGAACUUCAUCCGGGUGCUCCAACCUUACAACGCGACCCACCUUUUCGUCUGCGGGACCGGAGCCUUCCAUCCAAUCUGCGGCUACCUAGAAAUGGGCAAGAGAGCAGAGGACAACAUCUUCCGGCUCGCCUCGCAUUUCGAGAACGGUCGCGGUAAAAGCCCGUAUGACCCCAAGAUGCUGUCAUCGUCACUCCUGAUCGACGGGGAGCUCUAUUCGGGCACUUCGGCGGACUUCAUGGGACGGGACUUUGCCAUCUUCCGAACGCUGGGGGAUCAGCAUCCUAUAAGGACAGAGCAGCAUGAUUCAAGGUGGCUCAACGACCCAAGAUUCGUCGGCGUUCAUUUGGUCCCGGAGAGCGACAAUCCCGAGGACGACAAGAUCUUUCUGUUCUUCAAAGAGAACGCCAUGGACGGAGAACACACGGGCAAGGCCACCAUUGCCCGGAUAGGACAGCUGUGUAAGAAUGACAUGGGAGGCCAUCGCAGCCUUGUCAACAAGUGGACCACCUUCCUCAAGGCCCGGCUCAUGUGUUCCGUGCCGGGCGUCAACGGCAUCGACACGCACUUUGACGAAUUGCGUGAGUACCAACAAAAAGGCACCCUGAAAAGCUCUCAAGAAUGUCGUUCACACGUCCUGUUUUCAUUCGCAGAGGACGUUUUCUUGAUGACCUCCAAGGAUCCCAAGAAUCCGCUCAUCUACGCCGUUUUCACAACGUCCAGCAACAUCUUCAAAGGCUCGGCGGUGUGCAUGUACAACAUGGCCGACAUCCGGAGGGUGUUCCUAGGCCCCUACGCGCACAGAGACGGUCCCACGUACCAGUGGGUGCCGUUCCAAGGCAGGGUGCCCUACCCCAGACCAGGAACGUGCCCCAGCAAAACGUUCGGUGGCUUCGACUCCACCAAAGACCUCCCUGACGACGUGAUCACGUUCGCACGGGGCCACCCGGCCAUGUACAACCCGGUGCACCCUAUCGGCGGGCGCCCCAUCAUGGUGCGCACCGACGUAGACUACCAGUUUUCGCAGCUGGUGGUGGACCGCGUGGAGGCCGAGGACGGCCAGUACGAUGUCAUGUUCAUCGGCACGGAUGUGGGCACUGUGCUCAAGGUGGUGACCAUCCCAAGGGAGAGUUGGCAUGACCUAGAGGAGGUGGUUUUGGAGGAAAUGACUGUCUUCAGGGAGCCAACCACUAUCACCGCAAUGGAGCUGUCAACCAAGCAGCAACAACUGUACCUGGGCUCAUCACUGGGCGUGUCGCAAAUGUCCCUUCACCGCUGCGAGGUGUACGGGAAGGCCUGCGCCGAGUGCUGCCUUGCCCGAGACCCGUACUGCGCCUGGGAUGGCACUGAAUGUUCCAGAUACUUCCCCACCGCCAAGAGGCGCACCAGACGGCAGGACAUCCGGAAUGGAGACCCGCUUUCCCAGUGUUCGGACCUUCAGCAUCACGAUGAUAUCGACGGGCAAGUUGGCGGUGGCGUGGUGGAGGACCGUACGGUGUACGGCGUGGAGAACAGCAGCAUGUUCUUGGAGUGCAGCCCCAAGUCUCAACGGGCACUUGUCUACUGGCAACUGCAGACGCCGGGUGCCGAACGCAAGCAGGAGAUCAAGAUGGACGAGCGGGUUCUUCGGACCGACCAGGGCCUGCUGAUACGAAGUCUGUCUCAGUCCGACACGGGCGUGUACCACUGCCAGGCGGUGGAGCACGGCUUCAUCCAGCCUCUACUGCGCCUCAACCUGCAGGUCAUCCCGGCAUUCAGGCUGGGCGACAUCCUGCCAGUGCCGCCCGGGGCGCCCUCUACUGGCAAACAGCGCGUUUGGUACCGGGAUUUCCUGUCCCUGCUGGAUCACCCGGACCUCAACAGCGUGGAGGAGUUCUGCGACCGCGUUUGGAAGAAGGACCGUAAGCCCAAGAAAGCGAAGGCACCCAACUCCCAGGCGGGCCCGCCGCCCCGGCCCAAAACGUUCGCUCCCAAUGCGCAAAAGCUGCAGGCCGUCCCCCCGCAGGGCAAAGCUUGGCUCCCGGAGGGGACGAAUCAGAAAAGUCAAGCCAACUUAAGCACGCUAAGCGUCCAGACGCCCAAGAACCAAGCCAAGACACCUAGCGGUCCGAAGGGGCAGGGCGCGGCGGGCACCCGAGCGGGGACCCAGCACACCGCCAAGUGGCGACGCAUACAGGACAACAAGAAAGGACGCAACAGGAGAACCCACGAGCUGCAAAGACCCCCAAGAAGCGUUUGAGGGUGGAAAAAAACCACACCAAAAGAAGCACAAAGACGAGCACACACACACAUUCUGUAGAUUAUGUCUCCAAUAUAGGAUUCAGUGACCUCUUCACACACAUACACGCACACAUCGAGAAAUCCACACACGAGCUGUGAAUAUUAACAGCAGGAAAGCUAAGUGUAAAAACGUGUGAGGACAUGGCCGUCGCCACGGAUACGGCACUGCGGACAAUUGCGACUCCUUGUACAUACAUGAGCUAGUCCACACUAAAACUGGGGUUGAACGGUUUUAAAACGGCGGACUAUUCUGGAAUGGAAAAGAAGCGCAUCCCCUUUGCAGGACCGGAGCAUGUUGUGGCCCACGAAACGAACGCUCGUUUGCCUCAAAACGUCACGUGCGGUGGAAAGCGUCGUGCAUGUUGUUGUUCAAUAAGCUACUUAUUUUCCUGGCUUUCUCUUGUCUUUUUUUUACAACCUAACUGAAACAAUUUUGUUUUUUAAACCUCAAACAACAGGACUGUGGUGGUCUCAUCAUCCCCUCUGUGUAACUUAUUACAUCUGCAACACACACUUGUUUAGUGUACAUAACAACCUCUCUCUGUGUGUAUAUACCGUAAAAGAAACAUCAUGUGAUUUUUAUUUAUUGCUCGUUUUGUGAAAGGGUUGCAUUUAUUUUUUUAUACGAUGCUAUUUUGGCGGGGGCUCGUCAGUAAAUUGGGGGGAAACUGCAAUUCCUUGGACCAACUGGCUGGAAUUGUGACAAGGAACCACUUUCAGGGGGAUGCAUAGAAAUACCCAGCAUAUAUAUAUAUAAAUAUGAAUAAGCCUAGUAAGGAUAAGCACAAUUUAGUUUGAUUUCCAUUACUUAUUUCUUCCACAUCCAUGUGCAUUAUUCAUUAAAAUGUAAAAUGACGCCCCCUCCCCUACUUCCCCUGAAGAAAACCACUUCUAGCUGUGAAUUUCUGUAAUAGUGCAGACAAAUGUCCAGUUAGUCCGAAGAGAAGAUGUUCUAUUGCAUGUGAAUGCUACCUAGAGUACGUGCAUCUUUUAUCUCUUAAAUGUUUUUGUGUGAGAGCAACACUUCCCUUCAAAUGUCAACAUUGAAGGUGUAAUGAGCUGGCCAAACCCCCUCUAAAAAAAUAAAAUAAACUGAGUGUAUUUAGUUUUCAGUUUGAACACUGAAAGUGACUGCAGCUGCUGUAACACAAUUCUUUAUGGCAUGCAUCCGGUUGUCUAAAUAAACAUCUCUGUUUCAAAUAA